AUGGCCUCAGAACUAGUUGCUUCUUCCACUGCGAGAAGAAUACCAAUUGCUUUUUCAAAAAAGAAUUCUUUUUCAAAAGAGGCCUUUUCUGGCACCUUGGCAGGAUGCGCUCAAGUUGUUGUUGGGUUCCCGUUUGAUACCAUCAAGGUUCGACUUCAAACCGACUCUCAAAAAUAUAAGACGGCGAUAAACUGUCUAAAAAUGACAAUUAGACAAGAGACUGCUCUGGGUUUAUACAAAGGCUCUUCUUCUCCGAUGUUGGGAAACGGAAUAUCCAAUGCCAUUUUAUUCAGUACAAACAAAAAAUUCCGUGGCAUGUUCAACGAUGGUGACUCAACACGUUCUUUAACAUUAAACGAGAUUGCAAAAGCUGGCGCAUUAACAGGCGUAGUUAUGUCAUUUGUGAAUUGUCCGGUAGAGCUUCUCAAGGUGAAGCUACAAACACAAUAUGAUCAACCGGCCGCAAACAAAAAAUAUACGAGCGUAUUUCACGCAGCCAGUUCAAUUUAUAAUCAAAAUAACAUUAAAGGAUUGUAUCGCGGUAUCACAGCAACUGUAAUCAGAGAUGUACCUACCAAGAAAUUAAUAAGUGAUCGUAAUCACCGAGGAGACCUCAACAAACUUACACAUUUAGAACUACUGAUGGCGGGAGGCACAGCUGGUAUCGCAUGUUGGAUACCUUGUUAUCCGCAAGAUGUGAUCAAAACUCAUAUACAAAGAGAACCAAGUUACACGUCAACUCUACAUUGUAUUCGAACUUUAAUUCGAGGCGCCAUAAAUUCAAAUAAAUCAAUACUUAGAGUAUUCACCAAAGGUUUCGCACCCACUAUGGCCAGAGCAUUUCCUGCUAAUGCUGCAACAUUUUUUGCCUAUGAAAAAUCAAAAGAACUUUUUCGUGAAAAAUAG
Messenger RNA from Entrophospora sp. SA101, 906 nucleotides. Lineage: Eukaryota; Fungi; Glomeromycota; Glomeromycetes; Entrophosporales; Entrophosporaceae. The record is from the annotation of a GenBank genome assembly.